Diprion similis is the source of this 6740-nucleotide messenger RNA. RefSeq lists its product as uncharacterized. NCBI's taxonomy places the organism in Eukaryota, Metazoa, Arthropoda, Insecta, Hymenoptera, Diprionidae. The transcript is spliced from 6 exons. The record is from RefSeq and is a predicted model, not a curated record. Bases 243 to 4298 code for a protein of 1351 amino acids.
UGCGGUGUAAACGUAGCCGAAAGUUGCCACCAUUUUGUUUUCAUACGGACAUCGAGAUAACUCGUGGUAAACUUCACACGAACCUCGGUGUUUCUGUUUGCGCGAAAACGUGCAAGUUGUAAAGAAAGGCUUGUGUAAAAAGUAUUUGUUUCAUCAUCAAAUUACAGUGUUCCUAACUCCCAGCUAUGAGCUUAUUUUUUGGAUCGUAGUUUGAAACUGUUUCAAUAUAUUAACGCCGGGUAAUGGCUGAGAUAGCUAAUUCUACCAUGUUUACAAACGGAGAUUCAUCCUCAGGGACAUCGGAUCUUCUUCAAAGAGCCUUUCAGGAGGUGGUUGACGAAGAAGAUACGGAAAAUGAAUUCGUAGCCUUUCUUCAGAGCGACGGAGUCGAGUCUCACACAAUUCAGUUAACACCAGCACAGGCCGCCGCUUUGGGGUUAUCUUUUGAAGUCGACCCUGUCGAAGAAGCUUCCGACGAAGUUUUAUGUCAAGCCGAUCAAAACGGUGCACUGACUGAAUUCCAAGAACACUUAAGCAGCGACGACAUAGUUCAGCUUCAACAAGAUCAGGCCGAAGACUCGUGUAGUAUCCAUGAUCUUAGGGAUACGAACCUAUCCAUUGACCACAUCGGCAUUAACGACGAUGAAAAUAAUUCAGAGACCGAGGAUGCACAGCAACAACUAGAAGAUGUCGCGACAGAGCAAAAUUUUUCCAUUCAGGACAAUGUUUUAACGCAACAAGUAUCAAACAAUGUGAGAUCGUCUAAAAUACAGUUUUCAACAAACCUGGAAGCCGGGACACAGUGCAGAUUUAUAGAUAAUCAACUACAAAAUCUGCAAUUUAGUAAUAUACAAACUUCUCAUGCUCAAGUAUUGAAACGGUUACCUGUGAUCCUUCCGUCGUCUCAAUUUGUGCUGAAGCCAGCUCAAACCGUUCUCAAACCAACAAGAAAUGUCAGGAUUCUUCCAAAUACGAACAAAGUGAUGAACUCAUCCAUUAACGCAAUCAAUACAGUUCACACAAUCAAUGGGUCCAGUCAAAACUCUAUAUUGAUACCAAAAACAAAGUUGUUAAACAGUAUACCCCCUCAAAUGCUCAAGGCGACCCCACUUACGACACAGCUGUUGAAUUCUAAUAACAUUGCAACUCAUUUGCUGGGUGCUACACAAAUUGUAGGAAACUCCUCAGACAUUUCAAAUCACAUUUUAAAUACAUCACAUAUCGGCACAUCUGUCAUGAAUACAACAUCUGUAUCAACACAGAGUAUCCUGAAUUCUCAAAUUUGCUUGUCAUCUCCUGUUUUGAGAACUACACAAUCGUCAUCUCAACGUCAAACUGCACAGCAUUUCUUAACGCCGUUUAUUAAAAAUACCACAAGCCCUAUUGCAUCGCCAGUUGUGAAAAGUACAAAUAUUCUGAGCAAUGGAAGUUCUAAAAAUAAUAUAGCAGGACAGAUUUUGAAGCCAAUGCAAAUUCCGACUCAGAUGCUUCGUACUGUUACUGCAUCAAUGAUAAAGAACUCUGCUGCAUCUACACCAGUGUUGAAAAACACUGUUUCUAAUGCAACCGCAUUCAGAGUGGGAGCAGCAGUUAAGUCAGCUGUUCAAGACUUGAAAUCUGUUUCAAGUAGUACAGCUUCAGUCUUGCGAUCUACACAGCUAGGCUCUACCCCAAUAUCUAUAUUGAAACCACAGAGUAAAGUCAUUACUACUAAUUCUUCAAGUCAAAAUCUUCCACAUAAUGCACACAACACCACAGGAAAUUCUAAAAUCAGUUUACAAAACUCUUGUUUACAACAAUGUGUAUCCUCAAAUAUACAGAAAGAGUUUAAUGGCGUGAAACAAGUGCAGAAUAAUACGAACUUCAUUAAAAUGAGACAAAACUUGGCUGCAAAUAUUGCUACUCCGACAUCAAUAAAAAAAUCCAAACCUGGUGUAACUCAAAAACAAGCCAAUUCUGGAACAGAGAAAACUGAUACCACCAAGCCAUUGGGUUCCAGUGAAAAUCCUAUACAAAUUGUGCAACAGGGUCACACAUUUCACAGUAUGCAACGACUAACACAAUCACAGUUGAAGCAAAUUGCGCAUGUUCUACAACAGCGAAGUCAAGAGGCCGCUAUGCCCAAUGAAAGAAUUGUGUAUAGAGUUGUCUUUCCGGAGGAAUUGGACUUGAGGAUUAGGAAUCCAGUAAAUUUGCUUAGAGGCCGAGGAGGGAAACGAGGUAGACCUAAAAAGAGUGCCAUUAGACCACCAGUUGCACCCACAAAGCCAACUGUAGUACCAGAAGAAGAACCAGAGGAAAAGGAUGAACGUAAGAAAGUAAUAGCUCGAACGCGGUCUGGGAGACUUUCACGACCACCCAGGCAUAUGGUGCGAGAUUAUAAACACCUACAUCACUUAGACUUUAUGCAGCCAGAUCUAGAUGAUUCAGAUGGAGGAUACAGUGAUUAUAAUACAAACAGUGAUAAAAUAGAAGACGAAGAAUCACCAAAGGAAUUACUUACUGGUUUAGAAGUGCCAAAGAGAAAAAUUUCCGAUCAUUUCAAAUGCCCCACGUGCCACAAAAUAUACCUUGGCAGAACACGUAUGGCUAGGCAUUUCGAAAUGCAUCCAGAUCACGGCAGUCCUGAACAAUUACCACCACCGACUCCAGAACCAGAAUUGAAGCAAGCAACUGUUCAAGAUCCAUUGAAACGGAAAGGGAAAAAACGAGGUCCGUGGGCAUAUGUAACUCCCGAAGCAAAAUCAGAACGACGACAGAUCAAACUGAAGGAAGCAAUUACAGUGUGUGAAAAUACAGAGAUAGUAAACAUUGCUGCAAAACCUGUGCUGAAUGCGUUAUCUCUGUACGAACUGUUGAUUUUGAAGUCUGAAAAUAAUGUGAGAAAUUUUUUGGAUGAACUGAAAAAAUUAAUGGACAAAAUUCGAGAAAAGGCCGGAACAAUGCUGACCGUUGCAUGUGAUGACAGUGGACCAAGUGACGACGUUAUAGACUUGUCUGAAGAUUUGCUUUGCGACUCUCUCGGUCUUAAUCCGGGGCUGUACAGAAUAAAUAACAGCGUCUUUGAAAAAACGCCAGUCGUGACCUCAAUCAAUACUGUUGAUACUGAGGAGCCUAUCUUGAAACGACAGAGGGUAGAAAAUUCCGAAGAUGUCAAAGAAAAUAUGGAUGAACAUAUGUCGAGUGGAUUUUCCGAGAACUCGGACUUGAGUGUUUCCGAUUUUUUGAAUGACAGGAAAACUGAUUCUAAUAUUAAUGCAAAUUGCCCGGAAGUAUUAACUGCUCUUACAUUAAUGCCUAGAAAUCCUAGUCCAGUCGAUAGUGCCGAAACAAAUAAGACUGAUAACAUGUCGAAAUUGUUGAUUUCAAAUCCAGAAAUUCAAAAUCAGAUUUCUGAUAGUUCUGGUUUUCAGAAAAUUGACAUAAACACAUCGAAAGUUCCAGGAUAUCAGAAAAUUGACACCUUAAGUCAAAGCUUCCAAAAGCUUGGUGAUACUUUAGAAGCUUCCAAUUGCACACAAGUCUUUGCCAAGGUGGAAGGAAAUUUUCAACACAAGAUCGAACAUUUAAAUCAAGCGUUUGUAAAAUUAGAACCAUUGGAUAGCGCUCUCGGAAAAUUGGACGCCAAGAUGGACGUUAGUUUGCCAAAACAGGAAUCGUGCAACUUUUCAAAGGUUAAAAACGAUUUUCAGAGUCUAGAAAAUGGAUCUCAGGAAUUAACCAAAGGUUUUCAGAAACUGGAAUCAUCAUGUAAUCAAAAAAUUGAAAUUACGAAUUCCAUUACGAAAGUUGUUCCUAUAACAUCGCAAGAUAUGAAUAGUAUGAAAGCACAUUGCACGGUAUCUGACAAUAACUUGGUUAAAAUGUUACCAAUUACAGCAAUUUCGAAAAUUACUGAAAGCUUACCUGUUUUACACGAUGCCGUAUCUAUCAUUUCAAGCACAUGUGAUUCAAAUCUUUUUGGUAGCACAGAAAACUUGGACAUGUCAAAAAUAGGUAGCUAUGAUCACAUUACUCACUUGGAUAUUUUGAACACUAGCGGCGUAAUCGACAAGAACUUGAUGAUUGAUGAAAAGUUAGUUGAACAAUUACACCUGGUUGAUCAAUCGAACUUGGUCGAUGAACUAGUCUCGGAACGAUUAAAAAACAUACCUGACUUUUCAGUGCAAAUAUCAAAUGGUCCAACGCUGCCAGAUAACAUUUUGGAAAAUAAUUUAAUAUCCAAUAACUCGAACUUGGACCCAGAAUUAGAUUUUGAAGCGUUAAGUGAAGAGUUCAAUAGAAAUACUCGAAGUUGAUUUUUGGACCGCUCUCCUUAUAUUUUUUCGUGUAAUCCAAUGUUAUAUCCAAAGAAUGCCCAGAACAGUAAUAUUUCAGUUGUUUAAGUUGAACUUCCGAGUAUAGUAAAGAUUAAUAACACGAAUCAUGAGUAGAAACUGGGGUUUAUUGAAUGAAUUCCAUAAACUUGAUGCAAGAAAUAUCUGACAAUUUAGGAAAAACUUUUCCUAGACUUCCUGUAAAUUACCGUUUAUGUCUAGUUAUUUAUUCUAUUUUUGCCCCUUCAAGUUACCCAGGUACAUACUUUAUGCGAAACUGCUUACAUAAACACACUGUCUGUGUGUCAAUACUUUUAAAUUUCUAUUGAAUAGUCGUUUUAUGUUCGAUAGUAAGGAAAAGUGCUGAUCCAAUUAGCAACUUUAAUAAUCACCAAACGUAUGUAAUUGACCCGAUUCUAUUUUCUAAGACUCACAUUCCGUAAUCUUGUAGCUCAGUUAAGAAAUCCUAUAAAUAUCUGUUCUUGUCAAUUAAAUACCGACAGACUCGUUUUUACGUGCCGUGUAUUCAUCGUGAUUUCAUACAUUAGUAUGAGACGUUAGGAGAAAUACGAAUGAUCGAGUUUAGAUGUGACGUUUUAUUGUUAUUUAUGAGAAACUUACUAUUAUUUCUUAUUAUUUAGGUACUAUGCUUAGCACAAAGCGGUACUAGAUUAUAUUACUAUGCUAAAUUAUUACUGUAAAUAUAAUGUAUAUCUGUGUAGAUAACUGACUACGCAAUGAAUCGAACUUCGCAUGUGUUGUUUAAUUCGCUUGCAAAGUAAGGCAAAGAUACUGUAAUAUGGCUAUCGUGAUACUAGUUUUUAUUUUUAUUUUCGUUCUCUUUACAUUAAAUGAAGGUGAAAUUUUAUCGUACAGUAAUUACGAAAUAAAAAGGAGAAGACUGCAGAUCAGAUGCAGUACUUACAUUGCCAGUAUUUCAAAUGACAAAAUCGCCAUGUAUUUUAUCAUGCGAAAAUGUGAUGAUGAGAACAUAAAACAGUUUAUUUCAACUAUAUUAUAGAUUUUUUGUAUGUUUUAUGAAUAAGACGGAUAGAUCAAUUGCAUUAUUAUAAAAUUGUUAAUCCAAAUCUACAAUAACGAUAGAAAGAUUGAUUCAUAUCCUGUUAUAAAUUGUCGAAGUUGCAGUCCGUGUGUCCACAUACUCAGGUAAUGAAUUUGAGUUUACCAAAUGCUCAUUGUUUAUUUACAUGAACUUAAUAUUCAAAAUUUAAUAAAAUAACAUGAUAGAAAUAGUUAUCUUGAAAUAUAAUGCAAUAUCUUUGUUUUUCUAUGAAGUACACAGUUAGAAGAAAAAGGCCCAGCAGGUUCACUAAAAUUUUUUGAUUUUGAUACAUUUUUUAAUGUAUUACUGAGCGAAAAGAACGUAAAAAUUACAAAUUAAAUAUUUGUAUGACGGUGUUAAAAUAACAAAAAUGUGUGUCAUAUUCACUAUCAGAAAUGUAACAAAUAUAAAGUGGACUUGCUGGGACAUUAUGUUUAGUUAAAUUUUUCUAACAGUGUAAAUACUGUGUGCUACAAACAUAAAUUAACGUUAACUCAGAGAUCUCAUAAUACUGGCAUACUGUAAACGACGAUAAUUGUGUCAGCGUAAGCUUAGGUGGUGAAUACUUACGACUUAAAAAAACGUAAAGAAUAUGGUUGUUCCAAGUGUUUUAUUUAAAUCAUAACGGUUAUCAUUUAUAUAGCUAGUAGUACAAAGCACAAAUUUUUUAGGUGCUUUUAAACGAAGAUGUAAACUAAAAUAACUUUAUGUUAAAAUUACUAUAUGUAAAUAUGUAUUAUAACACAAAAUACGAAGUGUUGGAAAAAGAAAUAGUAUAUUUCAUUAUGGUACUACUAAUUCUAUACCAGAGUGAGUAAAUAAAUGUCAUAUAGUGUGAAACUCUAGGAUGAAAUGAUUCGCAAUUUGUAAGCUUGUAAAGAUGUUUUAGUUUCCUAAAAAAAUAAUGGAAAAUCUGUGGGCAUUACUGAAUUACAUAUCUCAUAUCCUGCUCUACUGUAUCGCGGCGAUACCAGAUAAAUGAAUCAUCGAUACGUAAAUAGAUGCAUAAUCUAGCAAGUUAAACAAGUUUAUUAGACUCAACUAGACAAGAAUGUUACAUCGAGUGUCCAGUGAUUUGGUAUUCCUACCCAACUGAGACGAAGUAUGAGGGGAUCAAACUGCAUAGAAUUUUUUAUAUGGCUGUGGACAACAAAGUGUGAAAAAAGUAACAUCAAAAAUGUGCUAUUAUCCUUGAGUAUGGAUUUGUAUUCAACGAUCUCUUUGGAUAGUGAAUUUAGAUUCACCCAUUCUCAUAAUGUAUAGAAUAGAUGAUAUGCGUAAAAUAUAUAUAACAAAAAGUAAUAACAAUUCAACGUAUUUUUUUGCUGCUAAUAUUGCUCAUUUAAAAUGUACUAAUCAUG